UCGGUUCUCGAUGGGCCUUUCUCCUUCAGAUUCAACCGCCCAUUUGAGUCCAACUGCUCAAGCAUUCAGCUCAACUUCCGUAGUUUGGACGGAGAGGCUGUACUGAGCAGCGGCAAGUGAAAAGAAUGGCGCAAUUCUGGAAACCGGGCGCCGAGAAGCCCCGUCUGCUCGACGACGGAGAGGGCGGCGUUCUGUUCUUUUCUUCUUCUUACUCUUCUUCAUCUGGAUUUGGGUUUUCGAGCAUUGAAAAGCAGCGGCAGAGGCUUCCUGUUUAUAAAUAUCGCUCCGCCAUUCUGUAUUUAGUGGAAACUCAUGCCACUACUAUCAUUGUUGGCGAGACGGGUAGCGGCAAAACCACUCAAAUUCCUCAGUACCUCAAAGAAGCAGGUUGGGCUGAUGGUGGUCGAGUAAUUGCCUGCACCCAACCAAGACGACUGGCUGUUCAGGCAGUUGCUUCUAGGGUGGCUGAAGAGAUGGGUGUUAAGCUUGGUGAAGAAGUUGGUUAUACAAUUCGAUUUGAAGAUCUUACAAACCCAGAUGUGACGAGGGUGAAAUUUCUGACAGAUGGUGUGUUACUCAGAGAGAUGAUGGACGAUCCACUUUUGACUAAGUAUAGUGUAAUAAUGGUGGAUGAAGCACAUGAAAGGUCUAUCUCGACUGACAUGUUACUUGGUCUCUUGAAAAAGAUCCAACGUCGGCGACCAGAUCUACGAUUGAUUAUCUCUUCUGCUACAAUUGAGGCUAAAACGAUGUCAACUUUCUUCCAAACCAGCAAAAGACGUCGAGGACUUGAAGGUGAGGCGCUUGAACCAAAGGUGGAACCUGCUAUCCUAUCAGUCGAGGGAAGAGGGUUUAAUGUACAAAUCUUUUACCUUGAGGAGCCUGUUUCAAACUAUGUCCAGUCUGCCGUUUCAACUGUAUUGUCAAUUCAUGAACAGGAACCUCCAGGUGAUAUACUUGUAUUUCUCACUGGCCAAGAUGAUAUUGAUACUGCUGUUCAAUUGCUUACAGAAAAUGACCGAAAUGAUAGAAAAAAGUCAGAAUUGAUCGUCUUGCCUCUGUACUCUGGGCUUUCACGUGCAGAGCAGGAGCUCAUCUUCUCACCGACACCCAGGGGGAAGAGGAAAGUAGUGAUUUCCACAAAUAUAGCAGAGACCUCAUUAACUCUAGAGGGCAUCGUCUAUGUUGUUGACAGUGGGUUCUCCAAGCAGCGGUUCUACAAUCCAAUAUCAGAUAUUGAAAACCUUAUUAUUACACCAAUAUCUAAGGCCUCAGCUAGACAAAGGACUGGUCGGGCUGGAAGAAUUCGGCCAGGGAAGUGUUACAGACUGUAUACAGAAGAGUAUUUCAUCAAUGAAAUGCCUGCUGAGGGUAUUCCUGAAAUGCAAAGAUCAAAUCUUGUUACCUGUGUCAUUCAGUUGAAAGCCUUGGGAAUUGAUAAUAUUCUAGGCUUUGAUUGGCCAUCACCUCCAUCUCCUGAAGUAAUGAUUCGGUCAUUAGAAGUUCUUUAUUCACUUGGAGUCUUGGAUGAUGAUGCAAAGCUUACUUCGCCAGUUGGGUUUCAAGUUGCUGAAAUUCCACUUGAGCCAAUGAUCUCAAAAAUGAUCUUAGCUUCUGGUGACCUUGGGUGCUCGGAGGAGAUCAUUACAAUUGCUGCUGUUCUGUCAAUCCAGUCUAUUUGGGCUUCUAGUAGGGGAGCACAGAAGGAACUUGAUGAAGCAAGGUUGCAAUUUGCUGCAGCUGAGGGCGAUCAUGUGACCUUUCUUAAUGUGUACAAAGGAUUUCUUCAGUCUAAUAAAUCUUCACAGUGGUGUCACAAGAAUUUUAUCAAUUACCAAGCUAUGUGUAUUCCCCGACUAUCCCCAACCCAAAAUAGAGGGAGCAAAAAAGUAAUGGAAGUUAGAGAACAACUGAGAAGAAUAGCACAGAGAUUAGGCAUCGUCUUGAAAUCAUGUGAAAGAGAUACUACGGUUAUACGCAAGGCAGUUACUGCUGGAUUUUUCGCCAAUGCGUGUCAAUUAGAGGCAUACAGUCACAAUGGGAUGUACAAGAGUAUCAGAGGUUCUCAAGAAGUUUAUAUUCAUCCCUCUUCAGUGUUAUUCAGAGUUAAUCCAAAGUGGGUGAUAUAUCAUUCGCUUGUGUCGACUGACCGACAAUAUAUGCGUAAUAUCAUCACCAUUGAUCCGGGAUGGUUAACCGAGGCUGCUCCCCAUUUUUACCAGUUCAGGCAGCUCACUCAUAUGCCUCACUGAUCCUGUAUUUAUCUUCUACACUUACUAAAAGAGGAUGGCAAUGUCAACAGCCACCAAUAUUUUGGCAGAUUUGAAGUCUUCUAAGAGUAGUCAUCAAAAAUUUUAAAACAAAUUUUGAUUAAAUUGCAAAUUGGUCCC
Messenger RNA from Cucurbita pepo subsp. pepo (vegetable marrow), 2390 nucleotides. Lineage: Eukaryota; Viridiplantae; Streptophyta; Magnoliopsida; Cucurbitales; Cucurbitaceae. The record is from RefSeq and is a predicted model, not a curated record.